This is a messenger RNA of Morus notabilis, 1551 nucleotides long. RefSeq names its product UDP-glycosyltransferase 71K1. The record is from RefSeq and is a predicted model, not a curated record. The transcript has a single exon. Bases 1 to 1425 code for a protein of 474 amino acids. Gene Ontology annotation, molecular function: UDP-glycosyltransferase activity. Lineage: Eukaryota; Viridiplantae; Streptophyta; Magnoliopsida; Rosales; Moraceae.
AUGAAGAAGUUUGAGUUGGUGUUCGUUCCAUCACCGGCCACCAGCCACCUUGUCUCAACCAUUGAAAUCGCGAAGCGCCUAAUGAACCAAGAUGAUCGAAUUUCGGUCACAAUUCUCUGCAUGAAGGCUCCCACAACUACAUAUUUAGAUGCAUUCACCAAAUCUCUUGUGGGCUCAGAAACUCGAAUCAAGCUCGUACACCUCCCGCAGGUAGACCCGCCUCCUACGGAGCUAAUCACGAAGUCAGGAGAAUACUACAUCUAUGCUUACAUAGAGAGCUUCGUCCCUCAUGUCAGAGACACUCUUAAAAACAUUUUGUCAUCUCACUCUAACUCGCACUCAACCCGAGUUUCUUGCUUGGUUCUUGAUUUUUUCUGUAUGCCCAUGUUGGAUGUGGCCAAUGAACUCGAUCUCCCUUGUUAUCUUUUCUUCACUUGUAACUUAGGAUAUCUUAGUCUCAUGCUUCGCAUUUCAACUCGUCAUGAGUUGAUCGGCUCCGAGUUCAAAGACUCAGAUCCUGAUCUAAUAUUACCAGGUUUCAUGAAUCCAAUUCCUACAAGAGUUUUGCCUUUGGCUGCGUUCAACAAGGAUGGUGGUUAUACCACUUACCUUCAAAUUUCUCAAGGGCUCAGAGAGAUAAAAGGAAUUUUUGUAAAUUCAUUUGCGGAAUUGGAGUCUCCUGAAGCUUUAAGGAUGUUGAGUUGUGAUGGGAAUACGCCUCCAAUCUACAUGGUUGGACCAGUGGUUGACCUCAAGGGUCAGCCUAACCCGUGCUUCGAUCAAGCUCAGCACGAAAAGAUCAUGAAAUGGCUCGACAAGCAGCCUAAUUUCUCUGUUCUGUUGCUCAGCUUUGGAAGCUUUGGACAGUUCUUCAAAGCUUCCCAAUUGAGAGAGCUUGCUCUCGGACUCGAACGCAGCGGAUGUAGAUUCUUGUGGUGCUUGAGAUCUCCUUCUCAACAGACAAUAAGAAGUGCUACUGAGGGGAUCAUCUUGCCCGAAGGAUUCUUGGAGAGGACUAAAGGGAGAGGGAUGAUAUGCGAGUGGGCGCCGCAGAUGGAUGUCUUAGCCCACAAGGCGACUGGAGGAUUCGUGUCACAUUGCGGGUGGAAUUCCAUGCUGGAGAGCUUGUGGCAUGGCGUUCCCGUUGCAACUUGGCCUAUUUACGCGGAACAACAGCUAAAUGCGUUUAGGAUGGUGUGGGAAUUCGGAUUAUCGACUGAGGUGAGAUUGGAUUACAGGGAAGGUGGAGAUGAUGUGACCGCGGAGGAGAUUGAGGUGGCGAUAAGACGCCUUAUGGAAGGUGGCGUUGAGAUGAGGAGCAGGGUGAAAGAGAUGAGCCAGAUGGCUAAGAAUGCAGUAGCAGAAGGCGGGUCUUCCUCUAAUGCACUUGGGGAACUAGUCAAGGAUAUUAUAGGGAGCAACUAGUUGAUUAGCAAACAACAGGAAGCAACUAAUUGUCUACGCAAUAAGUAAACUACUCCAAUUCUUGUGUUUAUUGCUGUCCUUGAAAAAAUAAGGAUGUGACUUGUUGUCUUUUUUCUUCUUUAUUUC